ACAGUUUCUCAAAAUGAGAACCUUAUUAGAUGAGCAUCACUGAACUCUUCUGACACAUGCAUGAAGGAUGAUUUGGAGGAACAAGUUCUAAGUUGAGGCACCUAGCUAUAACUGUAUAGAAGGUUUUUUUUUAUUUUUUAUUUUUUAAUUUUUUUAAGCAUGAAAGAUGAUUUGGAGAAACAAGUUCUAAGUUGAGGCACCUGGCUAUAACUAUACAGAAAUGAAUUUAUUUUUUUUUAACUGUAACACAAGGAAUAUAAUUAGCAUCCUAAAAAUUCAAGUUAUGUGAUGGGAUAUGAUAAUUUGGGUUUAUUAGAAUAUGAAUAAUUAUAGCACAUCGUACACAAAUGCUAUAGUGGCAGCCUAUUGCAAAAGAGAGACUUUACUCUCAUGACAAUAGAGGAAAAAUAAAAUCAUUACCAAAUCCUUUGGAUGCUUUCUAUAUCUCACCGAGCUGGAGAAUAUAAUAUCAGAUUCUUCAACCAUUUUCUCAUGCCCUUUUGUUUGUUUCUUUUCAUAAACAUUGACCUACUGGCUACUGUGCUUCCCAACUUGCCUUGCCUUAUAAGCACUCUCUUCCCCCAUUCUCAAACUUUCUUUUCUUUCUCCUUCUCUCCUUUCCUCUCUUUGCUCCCAACUUCAUUCGGACAAUAUAUAACUGAAUAUAUGUCCAUAGGAAGGGAGAUCACAACCUUCGAUGAGAUAGGAAAGAAGAUCAGGAGAGAAAGUGAUGCAUCUGUUGUUGAAAUGGGAAUCAUGGGCACUACUCGAAUUUCGUCAUCAUCGUUUGGUGUUCCUCAUCAAGGGAUGAUGAUGAUGAGUACAACAACUUUGAACACAAUCACACCUUGUGCUGCGUGUAAGCUCUUGAGAAGAAGAUGUGCUGAAGAGUGCCCUUUCUCUCCUUACUUCUCUCCACAUGAACCCCAGAAAUUUUCAGCUGUUCACAAAGUCUUUGGUGCAAGCAAUGUUUCCAAGAUGCUAUUGGAAGUGGCUGAGAAUCAAAGAGCUGAUGCAGCCAAUAGUCUAGUUUAUGAAGCAAAUCUGAGGCUGAGAGACCCAGUGUAUGGGUGCAUGGGUGUAAUUUCAGCCUUGCAGCAACAAAUUCAAUCUCUACAAGCUGAACUCAACGCAGUAAGGACUCAGAUAUUGAGACACAAAUUCAAAGAGGCCACUAGUCCCAGUAUCGUUUCUCCUAGGGGUAUUAUUCACCAUGCAGCUUUGGUUUCUAAUUCUGGGAUGGUGUCCAUUGCUGCGCAACCACAAGCGAUUUCUCCACCACCGCCACCGCCACUACCACCAGUAGCAGCUCCGUCUUCAGUUGUUUUUUCUUCAUCGUCUUCGUCUUCAGCUUCUUCUUUAUACAAUCCAUCCACAAACACGACAGGCUAUAGCUCCAUCUCAAGCAAAAAUGUUCCGUAUUUUGAUUAAAAUGAUAUAUAGUGUUUUAUUAGCCCCUUUUUCUUUGUUUGAUUUCUAUUGCUUAUCAUGUUUGAUUGAUCAACAGAAUUAGUUUUAUCUGAAUGUAUGGGGGUUGAUAUAGUUUCCCUUUA
Messenger RNA from Pyrus x bretschneideri (Chinese white pear), 1553 nucleotides. Its product is annotated as LOB domain-containing protein 15. Bases 433 to 1431 code for a protein of 332 amino acids. NCBI's taxonomy places the organism in Eukaryota, Viridiplantae, Streptophyta, Magnoliopsida, Rosales, Rosaceae. The transcript is spliced from 3 exons. The record is from RefSeq and is a predicted model, not a curated record.